Equus quagga is the source of this 1846-nucleotide messenger RNA. RefSeq names its product COMM domain containing 10 (gene COMMD10). Lineage: Eukaryota; Metazoa; Chordata; Mammalia; Perissodactyla; Equidae. The coding region runs from base 73 to 681 and encodes 202 amino acids. The record is from RefSeq and is a predicted model, not a curated record. The transcript has 7 exons.
CGUCCGCCGUGGCCGCCAUUGGUUGGGCUCCGAGCAGCUGACAGGCGGCGGCCGGGCGUGGGAGCUUCGAGGAUGGCGGCGUCCGCGGCACUGAUCCUGCGGGAGAGCCCCAGCAUGAAAAAAGCAGUGUCGCUGAUUAAUGCAAUAGAUAUAGGAAGAUUUCCACGAUUGCUCACCCGAAUUCUUCAAAAACUUCACCUGAAGGCUGAGAACAGUUUCAGUGAAGAAGAGGAGGAAAAACUUCAAGCUGCAUUUUCUCUAGAGAAACCAGAUCUUCACCUAGUUCUUGAAACAAUAUCAUUCAUUUUAGAACAGGCAGUAUAUCACAACGUGAAGCCAGCGGCUUUGCAGCAGCAGUUAGAGCACAUUCACCUUAGACAAGACAAAGCAGAAGCAUUUGUCAACGCUUGGUCUUCUAUGGGUCAAGAAACUGUUGAAAAAUUCAGGCAGAGGAUUCUUGCUCCCCACAAGCUAGAGACAGUCGGAUGGCAGCUUAACCUUCAGAUGGCUCACUCUGCUCAAGCCAAACUAAAAUCUCCCCAAGCUGUGUUACAGCUAGGAGUGAGCAAUGAAGAUUCAAAGAGCCUGGAGAAAGUUCUUGUGGAAUUCAGUCACAAGGAGUUGUUUGAUUUCUAUAACAAGCUAGAGACCAUACAAGCACAGCUGGAUUCCCUUACAUGAUGUUCUCAAAGACUGGUUUCUUCAUCACACUCCUGCCACCUUGUUAUUUUGCAUUGAAGAUAGACUGCCAGCUUGUGUCUUCUGAAGGAUUCAGUAGCUUUCUUCUUGUAAAUUAUAUGGCUUAUUGCUUCUUAGACAAAUAAUAGCCAUGGGAAAUCAUUGUUCUGAGUACCAAGGUUCUAAUAUAUAUUCUCUAGUUCCAUAAGCCAACAGAAAGCAAUUGUUAACACUUUUGCAUUAAAGGAAACAAAAGUGAAUACUGUAUUGUUUUUACUGUCCUAUUUUUGUUCUAUUUCCUGACCUGUUUAUUUUUUACAUACUUGAUGACACCUUUAUGUAUCAAGGAGGGUCCAUGGAUACAAAGUAUAAUGUGUACCUUAGAAUACAGAACUUCAGUAAUUAUAUUAAUAAAAAGUAAGAAAGCAGCCACAUGCAAUCAAAUGCAUUAUGGUAUUUUUCCUUGAAUAUAAUGAGUAUAUUUUGCUUGAGAAAAAAUGUAGGAAAAAAAUUUAAAAUAGAGCUAGUAGUAUAUCAGUUAAUUCCAGUGUGAGCUUCUCUGUGCACUUUAAUUUUCUGUCUCAGUUUAACGAUUUAAUAACAAUCCAGGUUUUUGUAUGCUUUUCUUUGUACUGCAGAUUAAUAAUGAUCCACUUCGUAUUGUGGGAGACAGAUUCAGAUCAUGAAUAAAAAUGGUUGUAAUGAGUGCUAUCCUUAAAAUUUCAAAACAGAUAUUUUUUACAUUCUCUUUCUGUAAAUAUGUUAAUUUCAGUCAAUAACAUUUUUAUGUCUUAAAAUUAGUUGAACUGAAGUGCAAAAUAUUUUAUGCUAUGAAUUUAUAUAAAUAUGAAUAUUAUUACCUGUAAGAAAAAAUAAUUUCAGUUCCAUUUUUUAAUGAAUGAAAUAUCUGUCCUACAUUGUUUCCAGAGAGGGAGGGAGAGAGGGACAUUGGGAGAAAGGAGGAGAAGGGGAGAGGGGAAGAGGGGGAGAAAAUGAGAGAGAGAGAUGUAUUGAUUCAAACAUGACUAUUCACAUGAAGGAGUUUGAUUUCAGAAAUGUCCUAUAGUUAAACAAACAGAGCCAUUGAAAUUAAAUCACGUUCCUUAUAUGAGGUAUGUGAGUAAUACAAGUGUUAAAUGUCUCCCAAAUAAAUGUUCAAUAUAUGGAA